CGGCGCGCCCGGAGCGCUCAACACUCCGGUGCCCAUGAACCUGUUUGCCACCUGGGAGGUGGACGGCUCCAGCCCCAGCUGCGUGCCCAGGGGAUGCCCGGAGUGUGCGCACUGUUCUGCUGCCCUCGUGCUGUACCUUACCUCUGUUGACCAUGACGGAUGCCUAGUAAACAGCUGGAAGACACACACCUGGCCCUUCCUUGAUCCUUGCUUCUCAACCCCUGCUGGUCCUCUUGAGGGUCACCUGUUACCCCAGGCACCUCCACUGUGUCCUCCACAGUGCCUUGUAUCCGGUUGUGUAGCCUGACCCUGAAGAAGCUGGCAGUGCUCCGGGAACUGGAAAAGGAACUGCUGUCCGUGGUGAUUGCUGUCAAGAUGCAGGGUUCCAAACGAGUCCUGAGAUCACAUGAGAUUGUGCUGCCUCCUAGUGGACAAGUGGAAACUGACCUAGCUCUGACCUUCUCUCUCCAGUACCCCCACUUCCUGAAGAGAGAAGGCAACAAGCUCCAGAUCAUGCUGCAGCGCAGGAAGCGGUACAAGAACAGGACGAUCCUGGGCUAUAAGACGCUGGCCGCAGGCUCCAUCAACAUGGCUGAGGUGAUGCAGCACCCCUCUGAGGGUGGCCAGGUCCUGAGCCUCUGCAGCAGCAUCAAAGAGGCCUCCGUCAAGGUGGCUGAGAUCUGGAUUGUCUCCCUGUCCAGCCAGCCCAUCGACCAUGAGGACAGUACAAUGCAGGCGGGCCCCAAGGCCAAGUCCACAGAUAACUACUCUGAGGAGGAGUAUGAGAGCUUUUCCUCUGAGCAAGAGGCCAGUGACGAUGCUGUGCAAGGACAGGAUCUUGACGAGGAUGACUUUGAUGUGGGAAAACCCAAGAAGCAGCGGCGCUCGAUAGUAAGAACGACGUCCAUGACCAGGCAACAGAACUUCAAGCAGAAGGUGGUGGCGCUCCUGCGCAGGUUUAAGGUGUCAGAGGAGGUCUUAGAUUCAGAGCAGGACCCCGCAGAACAUGUUCCCGAGGUGGAGGAGGACCUGGAUCUUCUCUAUGACACGCUGGACGUGGAGAACCCCAGUGACAGUGGCCCUGAUAUGGAUGAUGACGACAGCGUCCUUAGCACCCCCAAGCCCAAGCUCAGGCCGUACUUCGAAGGGCUGUCUCACUCCAGCUCACAGACAGAGAUAGGGAGCAUCCACAGUGCCCGGAGCCACAGGGAGCCCCCGAGCCCGGCUGAUGGACCUGAGAAGACAAGAUCCCUGGGAGGCAAGCAGCCCAGCGACAGCAUCUCUGACACAGUGGCCCUUAGUACACCGGCCCCCCGGGAAGCAUCAGGGCAGCCUGAGGAGAGCCCCGAGGCUGAGACCUCUACCUUAGACGUGUUCACUGAGAAGCUGCCUCCCAGUGGAAGGAUCAUCAAGACUGAGUCGCUUGUCAUCCCCUCCACCAGGUCAGAAUCAAAGCCAGCCGGCCGCCGGGGCCGGAGCACAUCCCUGAAGGAGCGACAGCCAGCUCGGCCACAGAACGAACGGGCCAACAGCUUAGACAAUGAGCGCUGCCCAGACACGAGGAGCCAGCUGCAGGUUAGGAUUCCCAGGAAGACUGUGUAUGACCAGCUGAACCACAUCCUCAUCUCCGAUGACCAACUCCCUGAGAACAUCAUUCUCGUCAACACCUCCGACUGGCAAGGACAGUUCCUCUCAGACGUCCUGCAGAAGCACACGCUUCCUGUGGUGUGCACAUGCUCUGCUGCUGACGUGCAGGCUGCCUUCAGCACCAUCGUGUCUCGGAUACAGCGAUACUGCAACUGCAAUUCUCAGCCACCGACCCCUGUGAAGAUCGCAGUGGCCGGAGCACAGCAUUACCUCAGCGCCAUCCUGCGGCUCUUCGUGGAGCAGCUGUCUCACAAGACACCUGACUGGCUCGGCUAUAUGCGCUUCCUCAUCAUCCCCCUGGGUGAGGGGCCUGGGGCCCUCAGAGACAGGGACACAGCCUGUAAGGGUAGAGGCUCCCACCCUGUGGCCAGGUACCUGGGCUCUGUGGACUACCGCUACAACAACUUCUUCCAGGAUCUGGCCUGGAGAGACCUGUUCAACAAGCUGGAAGCCCAGAGCAGUGUGCAGGACACACCAGACAUCGUGUCACGCAUCACCCAGUACAUCUCAGGAGCCAACUGUGCUCACCAGCUCCCCAUCGCAGAGGCCAUGCUGACCUACAAGCAGAAGAGCCCUGAUGAAGAAUCCUCUCAGAGGUUCAUUCCCUUUGUCGGGGUUGUGAAGGUUGGAAUUGUGGAGCCGUCUUCAGCCACAUCAGGAGACUCUGACGACGCAGCCCCCUCAGGCUCCAGCAUCCUCUCUUCUACCCCACCGUCUGCUUCUACAUCUCCUGCGGCCAAGGAGGCUUCGCCCACCCCGCCGUCCUCCCCCUCAGUGAGUGGAGGCCUGUCCUCCCCCAGCCAGGGCGUCGGCGCUGAGCUCAUGGGGCUACAGGUGGACUACUGGACAGCAGCCCAGCCCACGGACAGGAAGAGAGAUGCCGAGAAGAAGGACGUGCCCACCACCAAAAACACGCUCAAGUGCACUUUCCGGUCCCUCCAGGUCAGCAGGCUGCCCAGCAGUGGGGAGGCUGCAGCCACACCCACCAUGUCCAUGACUGUGGUCACCAAGGAGAAGAACAAGAAGGUGAUGUUUCUGCCCAAGAAAACAAAGGACAAGGAUGUGGAAUCCAAAAGCCAGUGCAUCGAGGGCAUCAGCCGGCUGAUCUGCACAGCUAAGCACCAGCAGAACAUGCUACGGGUCCUCAUCGACGGCGUGGAAUGCAGCGAUGUCAAGUUCUUCCAGCUGGCUGCCCAGUGGUCUUCCCACGUGAAGCACUUCCCUAUCUGCAUCUUUGGACACUCCAAGGCCACCUUCUAGCCCCACCCACGGAAGGGCUGACCCUGGACAGUGACUCUGUGUCAGCCAUUGAUGGAGGGACAGCUCUAUUCCUGUUAACACGUGGUUACUACAGAGACAGACUCUAAAAACACCAAGAAGCAGUCUUAAGUAUGAGUGCGCUCACGGCCCAGCUCGCUCGCUCCCCGUGGGCCACGGAGUAACUGUGUUCGGCUUAUUAACCAGAAUAUGUGGGCAAGCGGGAAGGCUGGUGAGAGAGGAGGGGAGCUCUGGCCCCAGGAAAGCCCAGACCACAAGCAAGAGUGUUCUUGCCUCUGUAUCCUGCCCUUGGCCGACGUCAGGAUUCUGCUUCCUCAGGGAGUGGGGAGCACAGGGAGCCUUGGGGUUUAGUGGCCAGAGCUGAAGGUCAAGGGCCUGUCUGGUCUCCUAGCGUGAGAUGUCAGUCCCUGGCACCCCGUGCGUGGCUCCCAAUAAACUCCAGCCUCACGGCGGAGGUUUUAUAAUAGCAGAUCUUUCUAAUGCUCUCAGAUACACUUGACAACGUAGCUGCCAAGCAGAUGUUGCUCUUGUGAAGUCCCCUUGCAUGGGGCAGAGCCAGCAGGAGCUGCAUCCCCACCCCCACCCCUACCCCUGUGGCUCCCAGUCCAGAGGCACCUCUAGGCUUCUGCUGCUCAGAUCAGGUGGCCCUUUCAAAUGCUCCAGGGUACAUCCUGGAAACAGGAGACACUUCCGGGGUCUGUCUGAGCCCUUCCCUCUGUUCUGCUUGCUGGGCAGGAACGUCCAGGAUUGGCCAUGUGGGAUAUGAGUUGAGAAUCAAGGUUGUAAACUGGAAACAGGCACCUAGAGGUGUGUGUGUGUGUGUGUGUGUGUGUGUGUGUGUGUGUGUGUAGCCAGCUGGCUGGUCUGACUACAGAGGCCACCUUCCUUACAGGACUGGGUCUAGCCAAGCUCCUCAUGGCCACCUGGGUCCCAUUCUUGGCGGCCUCCACCAUUCCCCAUCCAGCAGGAGAGGACAUGCUGCUGGCCUUCAGCACAGGCCAUCCUGGCUCCACCUGCUCCACCAGACUCAUGAGGGGGCACUGCCUCAGUCCUCAUUUUCUCAAGAAUCCUUUCUCCCCGAGGUAUCUAAUUAAAAGAGUGCCUGUCGCCUUGGAAGCUGGGUCCCUCCCAGGGACUCUGGUGGUCCAUUUGGGAGCUCUGAAGCUUGGUUCUCGACCUUGAGACCUUCCUAAGAGUUUGCUCAGAAAAUUGCCAAGAGCAGGACAGGUUGAGUUUGAGGAGUGCUCACCUUCCUGGGAUGGAAGAUAGUGGAUUUUUAUUUACUUACUUACUCCCCCGCCUUGACUUGCUGAACAGGGUCUCUUUGUCCUAGAUAAUAGAGCCCUGGGUCCCUGGAUAUAGGGAGGGCUUCUUCGUGGAACGCCUGGUGAGGUAUUCUCUGGAAAGAUCCUGUGUAGUCCUUGGAGUUUAAGGGCCUAGUUUACCUGCCCCUUGUGUUUUUUUCUCCCAAAGGUCAAUCUUCACAUGAAACAUUUGGUCUAGAUUUCUAGCCUUGAGGCCACAGGGGCUUCAGGCUCCGGCCUAAAGGCCCCUUACAGAACCCUCCCCUGAGCGGUUGGGUAGGGAAUCUGACUUUACAUACACAAGAGAAGGGUGUAGGUAGAGCCUCUGUCCAGCAGCUGGCCCAACGCGGAGUCAGGAAAGCCUUGCGCCUGAGCACUAUACACCCACCACCAUGGCAGACCUAGACUGCAGUCCUCCCGUGCCUCACUUCCCCAUUGGUUAAAGAGAGAUGGUCCAUUUUCCUUGCCUACCUCAUGGAGCUGUAAUGAGGAUUCAUGGAGAAGCACUUUGUCCCUUUGAAGGAUGACACCAAAGCCCCCCUGACAGGCAGUGCAGUGGUAAGAACAGCAGAGUGUGUGCGUCCCAACAGGUCUUAGCUCUGAGGCAUCACCCUUAGAGCCUGCCAGUCUUAGAGGUCACUGUCAGGCAACAGCAGUUGCCGCUAAGGCUCAUUGCUCUCAGUUGGGGGCCCUGCCUCCACCUUCAGGCUGGUUCCUGCCGCCACCCUCUGAGUAUGCAGCUCAGUAUCACUACCAGAGCUGGGGUGUGGGGUGGGCUCAGCCCUCGCUCGUGCAAUGGCUUGCCCUAGCCUUAUUCUGCAAGCCCCACUUCUUCCUCUAGCCUCCAUCUCAAAUGAAUUCCGCAUAAAAACGUCCUGGCACUUCUCCCCAGGGCCAGGGUACUGGACUUGCUCCCUAACCCCUGUGCCCUUCAGAGACUGCUCUGUCCUGGAAGGGGGCCAGCAGAAGCUGACAGCCUUGCGUGAGGAUGACUCCGACCGCUUCUGCAGACUGCCCAGCGCGCUGUGACUGAUUUCUAGAGAGUGUGUAUGUGUUGCUAGUUUUUUUUGUUUUGUUUUUGUUUUUUUAAUAAAAAGCAGGAUUCAUGUAAAUAGCUUUUUUUUUGGGAGCAGAUACUGAUCUGUCCCAUGCGACCAUGUGGACGAUUUCAAGGUGCUGAAGCGACACUAAUAAACUGACGGCGCUCAGGCCGCCCACUGCUG
Messenger RNA from Apodemus sylvaticus (European woodmouse), 5452 nucleotides. It is a transcript of the gene Pacs2, whose product is annotated as phosphofurin acidic cluster sorting protein 2. Bases 376 to 2907 code for a protein of 843 amino acids. The record is from RefSeq and is a predicted model, not a curated record. The transcript is spliced from 25 exons. Gene Ontology annotation, molecular function: transmembrane transporter binding. Gene Ontology annotation, biological process: protein localization to plasma membrane. Lineage: Eukaryota; Metazoa; Chordata; Mammalia; Rodentia; Muridae.